CUUGUGGCUAUUAUCUUUCAUAUAAUCGUCUCAUUUCUCUUUCAAUAUUAUCAAUAACAUGUCGUUGAUUAAUCGAUAGCAUUGAAAAAAUAGAAAAAAAAUGAGAAAGAUGUCUGUGAUCCUUCCUUCAAAUUUUCAAGAAUCAUGAACGACACGCGACGCGUGUUCGUGUUGAUGAGCAAAUAGGAAGGAAGAAACGUGACAGAUCGUUGCGAGGUGUGCCGGAUUUUGUGGCUGUUCGACACGGAUUAAUUCUCGUUGUUGGAGGAUUGUGUGAAAAUGAAGAGACAAAAUGUUAGAACUUUGUCAUUGGUAGUGUGCACGUUCACGUAUUUGUUAAUUGGUGCCGCGGUGUUUGAUGCGUUGGAAUCGAACACUGAGAGGAAACGGUGGGAGUUUCUUUCGGAGGUUCGUCGAAACAUGAUGAAGAAAUAUAAUAUCACACAGGAGGAUUAUAGAAUGCUGGAGAUUGUAAUAAUAGAAAACAAGCCGCACAAAGCAGGUCCUCAGUGGAAAUUCGCUGGUGCCUUUUAUUUCGCCACCCUUGUACUCGCUAUGAUAGGUUACGGACACUCGACGCCAGUCACCAUAGGAGGUAAAGCAUUUUGCAUGGCGUACGCCAUGGUGGGCAUUCCUCUGGGUUUGGUAAUGUUCCAAAGUAUCGGUGAACGUUUGAAUAAAUUCGCCUCGGUAGUAAUCAAGCGAGCGAAAUCUUAUAUGAGAUGCAAGAAAACAGAAGCGACCGAGAUGAAUCUGAUGCUCGCUACUGGUUUACUCUCAAGUAUAAUUAUCACGACUGGAGCGGCUGUGUUUUCGCGUUAUGAGGGAUGGAGCUACUUCGAUAGCUUUUAUUAUUGUUUCGUUACUCUAACUACGAUUGGUUUUGGUGAUUAUGUCGCAUUACAGAAUGAUCAUGCACUUUCUAAUAAACCUGGAUAUGUGGCCUUAAGCUUAGUUUUUAUCCUAUUUGGCUUGGCCGUCGUUGCUGCAAGUAUAAAUUUGCUCGUACUUCGUUUUAUGACAAUGAACACCGGUGAUGUUCGUCGCGAAGACAAUGAACUUCAACCGGCUUCUCAUCAUGUUUUAACACUGGAUGGCGAGGUGGUUGCAGUGAAUGGAAAAAUAUUAGCUAGCCACGUGCCCAUAGUUCAUGACACAGACGACUGUGUGAGCGUAUGUUCGUGUACCUGUCUAGGACCACCCAAUACCGAGCUUCUGGAUCAAGGUUACCAAGGAUACAGACCUCCUUCGACCUCGAGCAUUCGCGUAAAACGUGCAUCAGUCUGAUGGAAGGAGUUUCGUCGUCGCAGCUUACGUCGUCGAUUAUCGAGAGCUGAUAGCAGAGAACUGCUUGGUAUCGACGUAUAAUAAAUUGACUCAAAAUAGAUGUGAACACAUGGAAAUGGUCCGUGUCGAUGAAUGGAAUGAAAAUGGAAAUAAUUUUAUAAUUGGAAUUUUAAUGGAAUUUUUGAGAGAUGAUUCAAUUUGGACCGAUAUUUGUGUUCUUUAGAACACAAUUGUGUAUCUUUUGAGGACAUUUGAGGACUUGUUUACGCUCAGUCAUCAAUUUUUGAAGAGAUUUUAACGAGAAAUAGUGAAGUAUGUCUCGAAUAUGAAAAAUAAUUAUUCGGCUCAUGUUGUAAUAUUAUCAUUAGACAUAGAAACGGAGAAGAGGGUGUUUGAUCGUUUGUAAACGAUUUUAUAACAAUUUCGUACAUUUCGUAUUGUACCAUUGAUAUCCGACAAAUUUUGAACCGAAUUCAUAUUGUGUCGUAUUUAUUGGAUAAUUAUGAGAAUGAUGAGAACUAUAGAUUAGUCGCAAUGUGAAGGUUAAAAAUUGAAAUUGGAGGAUUGCUUUAUGAUUAACAUUUACCUGAUAAUUAGAUUU
Apis laboriosa (Himalayan honeybee) is the source of this 1888-nucleotide messenger RNA. It is a transcript of the gene Task7, whose product is annotated as two pore potassium channel protein sup-9. Gene Ontology annotation, molecular function: potassium ion leak channel activity. Lineage: Eukaryota; Metazoa; Arthropoda; Insecta; Hymenoptera; Apidae. Gene Ontology annotation, biological process: potassium ion transmembrane transport; stabilization of membrane potential. The record is from RefSeq and is a predicted model, not a curated record. The coding region runs from base 280 to 1287 and encodes 335 amino acids. Gene Ontology annotation, cellular component: membrane. The transcript is spliced from 5 exons.